AUGGCGGUGAAUCUUACAGACCUCUCCCUGCCUCUAGAGGGACUUAAAACCCAACUAGAUCAGGAGAUUGAGUUCCUGACGUCUUCAAUAGGCCAACUGAAGGUUGUCCAAACAAAGUAUGUGGAAGCUAAAGACAGCCUGAAUGUCCUGAACAAAAACAAUAAGGGCAAAGAAUUGCUUGUGCCACUAACCAGUUCUAUGUAUGUCCCUGGAACAUUAAAUGAUGUGGAGCAUGUUUUAGUUGAUGUCGGCACUGGAUAUUAUGUUGAAAAGAAUGUGGAAGACUCAAAGUCAUUCUUCAAACGCAAAAUAGACUUCCUCACAAAGCAGAUAGAGAAAAUUCAGCCAGCACUUCAGGAAAAACAUGCCAUGAAACAAGCUGUCAUUGAAGUUAUGAACAUUAAGAUCCAGCAACUACAACAGAGCCAACAGGCAGCACAACAGGCUGGGACUAAUAAAGCCUGAUGAGAACACUUGUGUGAACAUUUCAUUGAUGGGGGGACAUUUUGAAUACAUGUGCAAAUAAGUACCUUUACUGUUGUAGGCUACAAACAUCUGAUUAAACGAUGUUAAACUGAAAAGAACAUGUUUGUAUUUGUGUCUUAAAUACAUGUAGCAACCUUUUCAACAUGACAUUAUAUGUUAAUUCCAUUAUCACAGUAAACCAUUGUAUUUAAAUCA
This is a messenger RNA of Sphaeramia orbicularis (orbiculate cardinalfish), 681 nucleotides long. It is a transcript of the gene pfdn5, whose product is annotated as prefoldin 5. Lineage: Eukaryota; Metazoa; Chordata; Actinopteri; Kurtiformes; Apogonidae. Gene Ontology annotation, biological process: RNA polymerase II core complex assembly; RNA polymerase I assembly; protein folding. Gene Ontology annotation, cellular component: cytoplasm; prefoldin complex. The record is from RefSeq and is a predicted model, not a curated record.